UGUUUUUUUUUUCUUCCCUUCAAACAUACGGGACCUAUUACCAUUCAUUGUUUUCAAAAUGCAAGAUAUGUGUUUGAGAUAGGUCAUAUUUCUUCUAGAUCAACAUUUAUUGUAGUUUGUUAGCUUGCAUUCCUACAGGAAAACACGAGUAGUUCAGAAAUAACUUUACUAGAGCCUUGUAAAGGACACUUUGCUGCUGUGUGUGGUCAGCAAACAUGCCUCUCGGGUUAAAACCAUGCUGUUCUGUCUGCAAGACCAGCUCUUCUUCCAUGUGGAAGAAAGGAAACCAGGGGGAGGUUUUGUGUAAUAACUGCACGGGUAAAAACAUUACUAGUGGAAGCUCCGGAGCUUCUGCCUCAUCCACCAUCCAGCAGAAUAACGGCGGAGGAAAACAGUCCAAACAUGAAAUCCACAGACGCUCCGCUCGGUUACGAAGCACCAAGUACAAAGCUCCGGCAUCCGAGAAGAAAGUCUCAACCAAAGGAAAGGGCAGACGACACAUUUUCAAAUUGAAAAAUCCUAUCAAAGCACCAGAGUCCGUGUCAACGAUUAUCACGUCAGAGUCCAUGUUUUACAAGGGCGUCUAUUAUCAAAUAGGAGAUGUCAUUAAAGUAAUAGACGAGGACGACGGUAAACCGUAUUACGCUCAGAUUCGUGGUUUCGUCCAGGAUCAGUACUGUGAGAAAAGUGCUGCAUUAACUUGGCUGAUCCCGACUCAGAGCAGUCCUCGAGAUAGGUUUGAUCCUGGCACAUACAUUGUUGGCCCUGAAGAGGACUUGCCAAGAAAAAUGGAGUACCUGGAGUUCGUCUGUCACGCCCCGUCAGAGUACUUCAAAUCCAGAAGCUGCCCUUUCCCAACAUUACCAAUUCGUCCAGAAAAAGGCUACAUCUGGACUCAUAUAGGACCGAUGCCUGCUGUGGCCAUCAAAGAAACUGUAGGGUGACGUCAACCCCCGAAAUCAGACUUUUUUAAAUUUCCAAGACAUUUCAAUAGAAUUUCAAGAACUGUGAUGACGAUUGUGUGUGGAGUUGGCCAUCGAACAGUAGAUUCGAAAGAAACAUUUUUAUAGUAAAAUUGCAAAUGGAAACUUUAUGCAUAAAGUUCAGUUUUGCAACACAUCAUGCAUACUUCAGACGUGUAUAAAGUCAUAUCCGGUUAA
Molecule: messenger RNA, 1160 nt
Organism: Carassius gibelio (silver crucian carp)
Lineage: Eukaryota; Metazoa; Chordata; Actinopteri; Cypriniformes; Cyprinidae
Product: GATA zinc finger domain-containing protein 1
Exons: 5
Coding region: 216-944 (242 amino acids)
Biological process (GO): regulation of DNA-templated transcription; chromatin organization
Cellular component (GO): nucleus
Molecular function (GO): sequence-specific DNA binding
Source: RefSeq, a predicted model, not a curated record